Metarhizium album ARSEF 1941 is the source of this 2466-nucleotide messenger RNA. Its product is annotated as aconitate hydratase. Gene Ontology annotation, molecular function: aconitate hydratase activity; 4 iron, 4 sulfur cluster binding. The coding region runs from base 1 to 2466 and encodes 821 amino acids. Lineage: Eukaryota; Fungi; Ascomycota; Sordariomycetes; Hypocreales; Clavicipitaceae. Gene Ontology annotation, cellular component: mitochondrion; cytosol. The transcript is spliced from 2 exons. Gene Ontology annotation, biological process: tricarboxylic acid cycle. The record is from RefSeq and is a predicted model, not a curated record.
AUGGCUCCAAUUGAACUGGCCAGCCGCCCGGGAGGCGCCGUGACGAGUCUCUUGCGGCGCGCGGUGCGCAGCUGCGGCUCCGGCUCCGGCUCCGGCUCCGGAUCACACGUCCAUGCGGCCGCGUCUGCGUCGUCACCAGCAUCAGCGCGGUCCUUUGCAAGCGGCAAAUCCCUCCCCCCAACGUACGAAAGGCUCUUCGCCAAGUACACCGACGUGCGCAAGGUCCUGGCCACGCAGCGCCUGACGCUCGCCGAAAAGAUCCUCUACAGCCACCUCGACAAUGUGGAGGAGUCGCUCCUCACAAACACCUCUGGCGGGCGUGACAUCCGCGGCAACGCCAACCUGCGUCUCAAGCCGGACCGCGUCAACAUGCAGGAUGCGUCGGCACAAAUGGCCCUGCUGCAGUUCAUGUCGUGCAAUCUCGAGCGGCCCGCCAUCCCCGCCAGCAUCCACUGCGACCACUUGAUUGUGGGAUCCAGGGGCGCCGGUCAGGACCUCGACGCCGGCAUCGCUGCCAACAGCGAGGUCUUUGAUUUUCUCGAGAGCGCUGCCAGGAAGUACGGCAUGGAGUUCUGGCCCCCUGGCGCCGGCAUCAUCCACCAGACCGUCCUGGAGAACUACGCCUUGCCCGGCCUGAUGAUGCUCGGCACCGACAGCCACUCGCCCAACGCCGGCGGCCUGUGUACCGUGACGAUUGGCGUGGGCGGUGCCGAUGCCGUCGAGGCAUUGGUCGGCGCGCCGUGGGAACUCAAGGCCCCCAGGAUCCUCGGGGUCGAGCUGACGGGCAGGCUGGGCGGCUGGGCGUCGCCCAAGGAUGUGAUUCUGAGACUGGCCGGCGAGCUGACGGUUCGCGGCGGGACGGGCUCCAUCAUCGAGUACUUUGGCGACGGGGUCGAGACCUUGAGUCUCACGGGCCAGUCUACCAUUUGCAACAUGGGGGCCGAGGUUGGCGCCACGACCUCGAUCUUCCCCUACACGCAGGCCUCUGCCCGCUACCUCCACGCGACCCGCCGUGCUCGGGCGGUCGACGACGUCGACGCUCUUCAGAGCUUCCCCGGCCCGGGAGCCUCCGAAGACGCCCGUUUCCGGUUCGAGGCCGAUGCUGGCGCCGAGUACGACCGCGUCAUCAAGAUCGACCUUUCUGAGCUGGAGCCUCACAUCAACGGCCCCUUCACGCCCGAUCUCGCCACCCCGCUGAGCAAGUUCAAGGACGUCGUCAGAGACCAGAAGUGGCCCGAGAAGCUGUCCGCCGGCCUGAUUGGCAGCUGCACCAACAGCUCCUACGAGGACAUGACCCGCGUCGAGAGCCUGCUCAAGGAGGCCGCCGAGGCUGGUCUCAAGCCCGCCGCCGGCUUCUACAUCACGCCCGGCAGCGAACAGAUCCGAGCCACCCUGGAGCGCGACGGCACCCUCGACACCUUGGAGGGAGCGGGCGGCAUCUUGCUGUCCAACGCCUGCGGCCCAUGCAUCGGCCAGUGGAGGCGACAAGACGGCGUCGAAAAGGGCACCUCCAACGCCAUACUGUCCUCGUACAACCGCAACUUCCGCGGCCGCAACGACGGGAACCCCGAGACCAUGAACUUCCUCGCCUCGCCCGAGGUCGUCACCGCCAUGGCCUUUGCCGGCUCAACCACCUUCAACCCCGUCACCGACACCCUCCCGACCCCGUCGGGCAAGCCCUUCAAAUUCUCGCCACCCCACGGCCUCGAAGGGCCCCGGACCCCCUUCGAGUCCGGCCUGCCCUCCCUCGGCGUCCUCUCCCAGGACGCCGACCCGUCGGUGCAGGUGGCCAUCUCCCCGUCCUCGGACCGCCUCGCCUUCCUCGACCCCUUCCCGCCCUUCCCGCAGUCCGAUCUCGCCGGCCUCCGGGUCCUCGUCAAGGUGACGGGCAAAUGCACCACCGACACCAUCUCCGCCGCCGGCCCUUGGCUCAAGUACAAGGGCCACCUACCCAACAUCUCCACCAACACGCUCAACACGGCCGUCAACGCCGAGACCGGCCAGGUCAACGCCGCCUACGACCUCGACGGCUCCAGGCACACCAUCCCCGAGCUGGCGGCGCUCUGGAAAGCCCGCGGACAGGAGUGGCUCGUCGUCGCCGAGCACAACUACGGCGAGGGGUCGGCACGAGAGCACGCCGCGCUGCAGCCGCGCUAUCUCGGCGCCAGGGUCGUCUUGACAAAGAGCUUUGCCAGGAUCCACGAGACCAAUCUGAAAAAGCAGGGCGUUGUGCCGCUGACGUUUGCAAACGAGGCCGACUACGACAAGAUUGCUGCGGGAGACCAAGUCGCCACCGUGGGAUUGUACGACAUGCUGCAGAAUGAGGGCAAGGGCCACGUGCAGCUCAGAGUGAAGAAGGGCACCGGCGAGGACAUUUUGAUCCCCACCAAUCAUGCCGUCACCAGGGACCAGGCUGGCUUCAUCUUGGCCGGCAGUGCGCUGAACUUGCUCUCAAAGGGAAUUUGA